CGACACACUACCCCGUCGUAGGAGGCUAAUUGGGUGGCGUUUGGUUCACAUGUUUGCUAAUGUAAUGGUUAAUCGAUAACAUUAAAUAAUGUUUGUUUAAAUCCAACCGUAAUCGCUACUAUACUACAAAUGGAUACCGCUCUAUUUAAAUUUGUUACCACUAAUAUUCAAGUGUGAAUCGUUACUAUUACCGUUUACUUUACACUUGGCGAACCAAACGGCAGGGGAGCCAUGCAUGAGCUCUUUGUCGGUUAAAACAGCUCGUAGAAGUAGAAAGGAAAUAAAGUUGGCAUUUCCAGUGCACGAUUAUUGCGCGCUGGAAAUUCCGAGAUCGCGAUUCUAGAAACAGUGAACUUAACACUCCGUACGUCAGCUAGUACCCCGUAGAAAUGCUUCUUGAGUGGUCUGGCAUUGUACACGUAGCUAGUACUUGUAUUGCAUUUUUCAGAAAGUGUCCGGCCUUGGGGGGUGUUCAUUACCAAUUUGACGUGGGAUCAAUGUAUAUAUGAGCGUACUUGUAUAUAACGUAAUUAAUAAGAUCACCGCCUACAGUGCUCGGCUAACUCAAAGACUAUUAAGGCCGCCCAUGCUCCGUAUCCAUCAUUGACGAAUAUGUAAACUCGUGAUUCGUGAACUUAUUACAAAGCUCUCUAGCUUAGCUAGAGACCUCAUCAUUUGUAAAUAAAAAGCGAUAGAUGGUCGUGCAACAGAAAUGCCACGGAACGUACGUACUAGCUACUUUUGAAUCUGUCACCACGGCGCAUAGGCCCGUGCACAUUCUAUAUAUCGCUUUUGUUGACAUAUAUAAGCACACAUGACCAUCGAGAAUACUCUCCAUUCUUGGACAACGGCCGAUAACUAUAAUAAUAAAACCGAGUCGGGGGAAAUAAAUAAAUAUGUUUUACAAUUCAGAAUAAAAUUAGGAUUCUGAUAUCAUUGAGCAUAUAUACUAUGUGCCAUAAUGCGGACUCCGACGGUCCAUGCAAAACACUAGUUUUAAAUAAGAUUUGAGAUAUGAGUGAGAUCGAUACGUAGUCUGCUGGAGAUGGUCUAACGACACAGAAAAAAAUGGUGUCAGGUUCGAACAAUCAAACGAAAUAUUACCUUUAGUUACUUUAUAUAUACUACUAUAGUAAUGUUAUAAUAAUAUAUAUCAAAAUACAUGUUCUUAUAAAAAAACCAUGCAUUAGGAUUUAGAGUGUGUUAAAACAAGUAUACAAACAUAUUAGAAUAAGUAUAGAGGCAUAUUAAAAUAAGUGCAUGGGUGGCUGGAAGGGGGACCCACGCCCUGGCAGGGAGGUCGAGGACCAGGAGGAAGACGACCCAGAGCGCGGUUUGUUUGACUCGCCACCUUUCUGGGAGCGAACAGAGCACUAGCACACCCAGAGCACUUGGCGUGCUCUAUAUAUAAUCCUGCUGUCCAGCCAGCAAGGUCAUCAGCAGCUCACUGCAUCCACACGAGCACUGCUGCUAUAGCGCCAUAGCGGUAGCUCUCUUCCCAUCAUAUCUCUCGUCUCGUCGCUUCCACUCCACUUGCCCUGCCACCAUACCAACCACGUCCAGCUUGAACCCUCGACCUCGAGCGAGGCCGGUACCGUGGUGGAGCCACGCUGUGUCAACCAGUGAUCUGAAAACCGAGGUGCCUUUCCUCGGUGUUACUAUGGAGUUCAUCGGCAGCGGCAAGGACGUCGUCAAGAAGAUCCAGCUGGUGGCGGCCGGCGGGCUGAGCACCGAGCUGCCGUCGUCGUCGUCGUCGAGAGGAGAAGGGGACGCGCUGCCGGCGCUCCUGGUCAAGGCUCCGUCCCAGACCGUCGCCGGCUUCGACUGCGUCGGCGCCGACGACGUCGCCGUGUCCCUGCACGAGAUGGACGACAAGGUGGAGGAGCUGCAGGGCCGCCCGGGAAGCAACAAGGACACUGCCAUCAGAGCCUACGACGACGCGCACGUCGUCCCGUACUCCGUCUCGCUCAGCAUGCCGGCGUCGCCGUCGGGGUUCCACCUGUCGCAGUUCAUGCCCGUGGCGCCGACCGACCACGUCCAUCGUCCUGAACCUACGGCGCGAUCGCCGCGGCUGGUCAAGCAGACGCGGUUCCACUCGCAGCCCAUCGUCCUGAACAUGAACCUGCACCCGUCGUCGUCGACCAACAAGAACGUCGACGAGGCGCGGCGGUGGGACAGCGCGCGCGACAAGCGGUUCGACCCGUUCAAGACCUUCUCGGGCCGCCUCGAGCGGCAGCUGUCCAACCUGCGCGGCCGCCCGCAGGACCCCGUCGACGGCGUAUCGUCGUCCCCGGACUCCGAGGAGGAGACCGAUCAGGUCCCCGCCGCCGACCGCUACUUCGACGCCUUGGAAGGCCCCGAGCUCGACACGCUCAGGGCCACGGAGGUGCCGGUGCUGCCGAAAGACGAGAAGUGGCCAUUCCUCCUUCGCUUCCCCAUCAGCGCGUUCGGCAUGUGCCUGGGCGUGAGCAGCCAGGCCAUCCUGUGGAAGACGCUGGCGUCGGCGCCGGCGACGGCGUUCCUGCGCGUGAGCCCCGCGGUGAGCCACGCGCUGUGGUACGUGGCGCUGGCGCUGACGGCGCUGGUGUCGUCCACGUACCUGCUCAAGGUGGUCUUCUACUUGGAGGCGGUGCGGCGCGAGUUCUACCACCCGGUGCGCGCCAACUUCUUCUUCGCGCCGUGGAUCGCGUGCCUGUUCCUGGCGCUGGGCGCGCCGCGGCUGGUGGUGGCGGAGAUGCACCGCGGCGUGUGGUACGCGCUGAUGGCGCCCAUCUUGUGCCUGGAGCUCAAGAUCUACGGGCAGUGGAUGUCCGGCGGGCAGCGGCGCCUGUCCAAGGUGGCCAACCCGUCCAACCACCUCUCCGUCGUGGGCAACUUCGUCGGCGCGCUGCUGGGCGCCAGGAUGGGCCUCCGCGAGGGCCCCGUCUUCUUCUUCGCCGUCGGGCUGGCGCACUACCUGGUGCUCUUCGUGACGCUGUACCAGCGGCUGCCCACCAACGUGACGCUGCCCAAGGAGCUGCACCCCGUGUUCUUCCUCUUCGUGGCCGCGCCCAGCGUGGCGUCCAUGGCAUGGGCCAAGAUCAACGGCCAGUUCGACAACGGCGCCCGGAUCGCCUACUUCAUCGCGCUCUUCCUCUACAUGUCACUGGCGGUGCGCAUCAACUUCUUCCGGGGCUUCCGCUUCUCGCUGGCGUGGUGGGCGUACACGUUCCCGAUGACCGGCGCGUCCGUGGCGACGAUCACGUACGCGACGGAGGUGACCAACGUGCUGACCCGGGCGCUCUCCAUCGGGCUGUCGGGCAUCUCCACCGUCACCGCCGCCGGGCUGCUGGUGACCACGGUGUUCCACGCCUUCGUCCUCAGGGACCUCUUCCCCAACGACGUGUCCAUCGCCAUCACGAGGAAGAAGCCCAAGUUCAGCAAGAUCCUGGCGCAGGUCCGCUCGUCCAGCUCCGACAUGAAGGAGCUCGUGCUCUCCCUCUCCAACAAGCCGGCGGCGCAGUCCGACUGCGGCGACACCGAGACCGACCCGUCCGUGACCGCCAAAUCCCGAGCCGAGCCGUGACUGCUAGCUCAAAAAAAAAAAAACCUAGCUAGGAGCCGCUCGCUCGCGGUUCCAGUCGUCUCGUCUCGUCUCAUGUAUAUCUGCUGGAUCCCUUAGCUAGAUGUACAUACAUACAUACAUGUUUUUUUUUCUCUGACGAAGGAGAGAGAGGUCGCCGACGCGACGAGCAGGGGUGCAGAGUGCAGACACGCAUCCUUCAUCCUUGGAGCAUUUCAGUGAUGAUGAGGAUAUCGCGUGAGGAAAAAUAGUACUCCUUAAUGUAGAUCUACCGACCAUGUACUAUGUAAUUGGCGUGGACUACUUAUGUAAUUAAGAAUAAAGCGUGAACAUGUUGUGGCCUUUAAA
Messenger RNA from Zea mays, 3910 nucleotides. Its product is annotated as S-type anion channel SLAH2. Gene Ontology annotation, cellular component: membrane. The record is from RefSeq and is a predicted model, not a curated record. NCBI's taxonomy places the organism in Eukaryota, Viridiplantae, Streptophyta, Magnoliopsida, Poales, Poaceae. Bases 1661 to 3565 code for a protein of 634 amino acids. Gene Ontology annotation, molecular function: voltage-gated monoatomic anion channel activity. Gene Ontology annotation, biological process: intracellular monoatomic ion homeostasis; transmembrane transport. The transcript has 4 exons.